GAACCGUCACAUGAAGAGCAUUGAGUGCAAUAGUCUUCUCAACCACAAACGACGAUGAUAUACUCGGGCGGCUGCUUCUGCAGCGAAAUCAGAUACCAACUCGACUUGGUUUCACCGGAUGAAGCGCGUACUUCUCUAUGUCACUGUAAGAACUGCAAAAGGUUCUUCGGAUCCGCAUUUGGGCUGACAGCCAAGGUGCCGAAAAAUAACUUCACGGUGACGAAAGGGAAAACGAAAGUGCAUGUGAGCGAUAAUAACGGGUCAAGAUUGUUUCGGGAGUUUUGUGAGACUUGUGGUUCUGGUAUCCUGGAGUACGGCGAACAAGCGGCGCCGCACUCGAGGUAUAUAGCGGUAGGGACUUUGGACGAACCAGGGGCGCUUCCACCCAAAGGAGAGUUCUUUUGCAAGUAUAGGGAGACUUGGUUGCCCGAGUUUCCCGGCGUGUUUCACAAACAGGAGAUACAGAACUAGUAAGCUUUGAAGACAUGCGCAACCGGCACCCCUAGUGGUUUCGUGCUUAGGGCGAGGUAGUUCAAGUUGCGGCGCACCUGGUAUUACCAACACAUAUAUCGA
Molecule: messenger RNA, 573 nt
Organism: Somion occarium
Lineage: Eukaryota; Fungi; Basidiomycota; Agaricomycetes; Polyporales; Cerrenaceae
Source: the annotation of a GenBank genome assembly